CGGUGGGGUCACCAGUAGUUUUUAUUAGCCAUUUUUCUCAUGUUUACCACUGCUCGUUACUCUCAUGUGAACAUACUUAUACUUUAUUUCUUUAAUAAGUAAUAGUCUUUAUUAUUUGUUUAUGUCCACGUUACUCAUCGCCGGACCUUCUCGCAGCAAACGCGGUUAAAGACGAGCGAGGCGAAAAGAGGAAGCAAUAGACGACCAUCUUUCUUUUUGGAUGCCAGCAGCAAUAACAAGAGAGCAGAGCUAGCUUCAAGUGUACUUUCCACACGUUUAUCAUCUUUCCUCUAUUGGGACUAAAAAAGAAGCAAGCCGAGGGAAGCUUUGCGUUGAGAUAAACGGACACCGACCACCGAGCUGACCCCCCGCUUAAGCUAGCCUUUGGGAAGUUUGCGACCAAGAAGACUGGCUGCUAAGAAUUAGUAUUCCCGUUCUUUCAUGUUUCCAACAGGUUUAUCUUCCCCUAACCCCCCACCACCGCCGACCCAGGAGGCAAGAGCGACGGCUACUGAUGUCAAAAACGACAGCAGCAACAUUAUAUCUUCGAAGAAGAGGAAAAUAAACGGCUCCGAGAGGGAAGAGACUAGCGACACCAUCUCCCCUUCGCCUCCCAAGACCCUCACCUCUUCUUCCUCCUCGUCGUCCUCUUCCUGCUCGCCCACCCCGGCGCACAUCCAGAAGAAGUUGCGCUUCGAGGAUUCCGUGGACUUCAUCGGUUUGGAUGUGAAAAUGGCCGAGGAGGCUGCCGCUGCUUCGUGCUCCAACAACAAAAGCAAAGCCGCGCUGCUGGCCGCCGGCGUGGGCCACCAUGCCAACGGACUGAGCAAGAGCGCCGCAGGCUCCGGGACCUUCUCCAACAGCAAGCCCGGAGCCGCCAAGAAACUAGUCAUCAAGAAUUUCAAAGAAAAACCCAAGUUGCCAGAGAACUACACACAGGAGACGUGGCAGAAGCUGAAGGAGGCUGUGGAGGCCAUUCAGAACAGCACUUCCAUAAAAUACAACCUGGAGGAGCUCUACCAGGCUGUAGAGAACCUGUGUUCCCAUAAGAUCUCUGCCAAGCUUUACAAACAGCUGAGGGCCGUGUGUGAAGACCACAUUAAGGCCCAGAUCAAUCAGUUUAGAGAGGGCGCGCUGGACAGUGUGCUCUUUCUGAAGAAGAUUGACAAGUGCUGGCAGGAUCACUGCAGACAAAUGAUCAUGAUCAGAGGUAUUUUUUUAUUUUUGGACCGCACCUAUGUUUUACAAAACUCAAUGCUGCCAUCUAUUUGGGACAUGGGUUUGGAGCUCUUCAGGUUCUACAUCAUCAGUGACUUGAAGGUCCAGAGCAAAACCAUCGACGGCAUCCUGUUGCUCAUCGAACGGGAGAGAAACGGCGAGGCAAUAGACCGCAGUCUGCUGAGGAGCCUGUUGAGCAUGCUCUCUGACCUGCAGAUUUACCAAGACUCCUUCGAGCAGCGAUUUUUAGAGGAGACAAACCGACUGUACGCUGCAGAGGGACAGAGGCUGAUGCAGGAGCGAGAGGUACCAGAGUAUCUCCAUCAUGUCAACAAACGCUUGGAGGAAGAGGCGGACAGAGUCAUCACAUAUUUAGACCAGAGCACACAAAAGCCGCUAAUUGCCACAGUGGAGAAGCAGCUGCUAGGAGAACAUCUCACUGCAACGCUGCAAAAAGGGCUGACACACCUGCUGGAUGAAAACAGGAUUCAGGAUCUUUCUCUCCUCUAUCAGCUCUUCAGUCGAGUGCGAGGUGGGGUUCAGGUGCUCCUGCAGCACUGGAUAGAGUACAUAAAGGCUUUCGGAAGCACAAUUGUGAUCAAUCCUGAAAAAGACAAAACGAUGGUGCAAGAGUUGCUGGACUUUAAAGACAAGGUGGACCACAUCGUAGACGUGUGCUUCAUGAAGAACGAGAAGUUUGUCAACGCCAUGAAGGAGGCUUUCGAAACGUUCAUCAACAAACGGCCAAAUAAGCCCGCCGAGCUCAUAGCCAAACAUGUUGAUUCUAAACUGCGGGCCGGAAACAAGGAAGCAACAGAUGAAGAAUUGGAAAAGAUGCUGGACAAGAUAAUGAUUAUAUUUAGAUUCAUCUAUGGAAAAGAUGUUUUUGAGGCCUUUUACAAGAAGGAUCUGGCUAAGAGGUUACUGGUGGGGAAAAGCGCCUCGGUGGAUGCUGAGAAGUCAAUGUUGUCAAAACUAAAACAUGAAUGUGGAGCAGCAUUCACCAGCAAACUGGAAGGCAUGUUCAAAGAUAUGGAGCUUUCAAAAGACAUUAUGGUGCAAUUCAAACAGUAUAUGCAGUGCCAAAACAUUCCCGGUAACAUUGAGCUAACAGUGAACAUCCUCACUAUGGGUUACUGGCCCACAUACGUACCCAUGGAAGUGCACCUGCCUCCCGAGAUGGUGCGGCUGCAGGAAAUUUUCAAGACUUUCUACCUGGGCAAACACAGCGGCAGGAAGUUGCAGUGGCAGUCGACGCUCGGCCACUGUGUCUUAAAAGCGGAAUUUAAAGAGGGUAAGAAGGAGCUGCAGGUGUCACUUUUCCAAACACUGGUGCUGCUGAUGUUCAACGAAGGGGAGGAGUUCACCCUGGAGGAGAUCAAACUGGCCACAGGAAUAGAGGACAGUGAACUGCGUCGCACUCUGCAGUCUCUGGCGUGCGGCAAAGCACGCGUCCUCACCAAAAUCCCCAAAAGCAAAGAUGUGGAGGACGGCGACAAGUUCUCUUGCAACGACGAAUUCAAACACAGGCUUUUCCGCAUCAAAAUCAACCAGAUUCAGAUGAAAGAAACGGUGGAGGAGCAGGCCAGCACCACCGAGAGGGUCUUCCAGGAUCGACAGUAUCAGAUUGACGCCGCCAUCGUGCGGAUCAUGAAGAUGAGAAAGACUCUGAGCCAUAACCUUCUGAUGUCUGAGGUGUACAACCAGCUCAAGUUUCCCGUCAAGCCUGCUGACCUGAAGAAGAGGAUAGAGUCUCUUAUUGACAGAGACUAUAUGGAGCGUGACAAGGAGAAUGCCAACCAGUACAACUAUGUGGCUUAGAGAACAAAAACGGGGACAGUGAUUGAGAGAGAUAGAGAGAGAUGCAGAUGGUCACGGCGGGCCGAAAACCCUUUUUUCGCCUCGGUGGAUGUUAACAUUGUCAUCUUCAACCCGGCUACGGACAAGCUGAAUGGAUGCCGCUCCACAGGAGGUUGUUCGUCAGGGGUUGGUCUUAAGAUUCUGUGGACUGCGCGUCCAUUGAAAGCAUAUGUCCAUAUUUCCCAGUGCCUCUGAGUUCAUUGGGCGCCUUUGGACAAAGGACACACACACGUUUUUUUCAAGGCGAGGGAAAAUAUUUAUUUUCAGUUUUUCCACACAGUUUGACGCGAUACGCUCUUUUGUUACCAAGUCACUUUUUCUGUUCACUGGCAAACGCUAGUAGUAAAUGCCGGCACACCUUCACAAGUUAGAAAACAAUGUCUCCAGCCACAGUCAAAUAACAGACUAUUGGACUGCACGUGUGGUGUUGAAAUGCUGCAACACAAAGCAGACAACUGCGCCUAAAAAAAAAAAAAAGGAGCACUUCUUUAUUCAAGCUGCUACAUUGUCAAUCUUCAGUAUUUGUUUUGGUCCAAAACAACAGAUGUGACAUUUUAACCAGCUGUGCAGCUUUUGUUUACCCCUUUUAGAUGCCAAAAGCACAAUGUCACCAUUUCGUCAACAUCUUCCAUGUUUUUUUCUUCUUUCAUUUAACACACUAAAGAGUUCAUUGGGGCUUGCAGGAAGUAAGAUGGUAAAACAUUGAAUAAACACCUUUUGUUUGUACAACAUGUUAGGCUCAUUGCUUAUGAUUAAAAACUCUUGCAAUCAGA
Molecule: messenger RNA, 3851 nt
Organism: Doryrhamphus excisus (bluestripe pipefish)
Lineage: Eukaryota; Metazoa; Chordata; Actinopteri; Syngnathiformes; Syngnathidae
Gene: cul4b
Product: cullin 4B
Biological process (GO): ubiquitin-dependent protein catabolic process
Cellular component (GO): cullin-RING ubiquitin ligase complex
Molecular function (GO): ubiquitin protein ligase binding
Source: RefSeq, a predicted model, not a curated record